AAAUAUUUAGGAAAUAAUUGCAUGUAUAUUUAUAUGUCAUUUAAAUUCUAUAUAAAUAUUCAUUCAUUUUUAUACUUUUAUUCUGGAUACGAUUAAUCGUGAUUCAUCGUUGAACGGCCCAAAUCACAGAUGUGCUUUUGUCGUGACAAAGCAGUAAUACAUUCAUUUACUUUUUAUUAUUGAUUCACUUUUCCUUGGUCUCUUAUCCACAGCUCAAAAUGAACGAUUCCAUCGCCAACUUCACUUUUCCGCCAUCUUUGUUCUACGCCAACGCAACAACCUUCACAAACGUGACCUCUUAUGAAAACAGUACCUUCGUGCACUUCACCUUCGGUCGAACAACCACCCCGACCACAACACAGACGCAAGCGCAGAUUAAACUAACCCAAGCCACCACUUCAACAUCAGCUCCCGUGAGCAUCCUGGCAUCCAUAAACCUUCCUUACAUGAUAGCCGAGUUGGUUAUAGCCCUCUUGUCCACAGUGGGCAACCUGCUGGUGUGUGUCGCUGUGGGACUAAACAGAAAGCUCCAAACAGUUACAAACUACUUCUUGGUGUCACUGGCGAUCGCAGACAUCUGCGUCGGUUCUCUGGCGAUCCCCUGCGCCAUAAUGACGGACCUCGGCAUCCCACGACACAACCUCUACCUCUGUUUGCUCAUGCUGUCUGUGCUCAUCAUGUUAACUCAAAGCUCCAUCUUCAGUCUGCUGGCCAUCGCCGUGGAGCGCUACGUGGCCAUCUUCAUGCCCUUCCAGUACCACAGGCUCAUGACGCCUCGCAACGCAGUGCUGGUUUUGUGCGUCACCUGGACGCUGGCGUUCCUGAUCGGUCUGGUGCCGCUGAUGGGCUGGCACAAGACUCCGCCCGAGUCGGGCUACUGCUUCUUCGUGCUGAUUGUGGACAUGACCUACAUGGUGUACUUUAACUUCUUCGCGUGCGUGCUGACCCCACUGGUGGUGAUGUUCCUCAUCUACGCGCAGAUAUUCGUCACGGUCAAGCGGCAGAUGAGAAGGAUCGCGGCAGAACGGGGAGGCGCGGCCAACAACGAGGGAGCGGCGAAGAUGAAGAAAGAGAUGAAGAUGGCCACGUCUCUCUUUCUGGUUCUAUUUCUAUUCACGGCCUGCUGGAUUCCGCUACAUAUUAUAAACUGCUUUCUGCUGCUGUGUCCGUCAUGUCCCGUGCCCCUCCCACUGCUGCUGACGGCCAUCAUUCUUUCUCAUGCAAAUUCGGCUGUGAACCCUGUUCUCUAUGCCUACAAGAUGAAAACUUUCAGGAAGGCUUUUAAAGCCAUAUUUAUGUGUGGUAGAGGCAUUACUGAUGUGGACGACCAACAUGAUACUCAUGCAUAAAGACUGGACAAACGUUCGAUUGAAAAUAUGUUAUUAAAAUGCACCUGGGGGGUGGGUGUAAAACCUUCCCUCUAUUUUGUAUAUGAUAUUUUUGUCUAUAUUUCUAGUAAACAUUCUUUUGAACUAAGACUCCACCAGGUCAUAUAAUAUGUGAUGAAUCCAUAAGCAAAAUCUGCUGGUAGGUAAAGCUUCAUACAGAGGCAUUUACGAUAACGUGCGACCCGAAAGUGAAUGUAUAAAUACAUUCUGGUAAUCGGUAAAACAUAAAAAUGCA
Triplophysa rosa is the source of this 1623-nucleotide messenger RNA. Its product is annotated as adenosine receptor A1-like. The record is from RefSeq and is a predicted model, not a curated record. The transcript has a single exon. Gene Ontology annotation, cellular component: membrane. Lineage: Eukaryota; Metazoa; Chordata; Actinopteri; Cypriniformes; Nemacheilidae. Gene Ontology annotation, molecular function: G protein-coupled adenosine receptor activity. Bases 219 to 1349 code for a protein of 376 amino acids. Gene Ontology annotation, biological process: G protein-coupled adenosine receptor signaling pathway; vasodilation; adenylate cyclase-activating G protein-coupled receptor signaling pathway.